Messenger RNA from Diceros bicornis minor, 924 nucleotides. RefSeq names its product olfactory receptor 8B3-like. Bases 1 to 924 code for a protein of 307 amino acids. Gene Ontology annotation, biological process: G protein-coupled receptor signaling pathway; sensory perception of smell. Gene Ontology annotation, molecular function: G protein-coupled receptor activity; odorant binding; olfactory receptor activity. Gene Ontology annotation, cellular component: membrane. NCBI's taxonomy places the organism in Eukaryota, Metazoa, Chordata, Mammalia, Perissodactyla, Rhinocerotidae. The transcript has a single exon. The record is from RefSeq and is a predicted model, not a curated record.
AUGGCUUCUGGAAAUGGUUCUUUUGUGACAGAUUUCAUUUUGGUGGGAUUAACAGACCAGCCAGUUCUUCAACUCCCCUUGUUCUUCCUGUUUCUAGCAAUGUAUAUAGUCACUGUGUUAGGGAAUUUGGGUUUCAUAAUUUUAAUUGGGCUGAAUUCACAUUUACACACCCCCAUGUACUUUUUCCUCUUUAAUUUGUCCUUCAUAGAUUUCUUUUAUUCUUCUGUUUUCACACCCAAAAUGUUGAUUGACUUCAUAUCUGAGAAAAAUAUUAUUUCCUACAUGGGGUGCCUGACUCAAUUUUACUUUUUGAGCUUUUUUGGUAUUUCUGAAUGCUACGUGCUGUCAUCAAUGGCCUAUGAUCGCUAUGUGGCCAUCUGUAAACCACUUUUGUAUAAUGUUGCCAUGUCCCCUAAAAUGUGUUCGAGCCUCAUGCUUGGUUCAUACUUGAUGGCAUUUUCUGGUGCCAUGGCCCACACUGGAUGCAUGCUGAGACUGACCUUCUGUGAUGCAAACACCAUCAACCAUUAUUUAUGUGACAUUCUCCCUCUGCUCCAGCUCUCCUGCACAAGCACCUACGUCAAUGAGCUGGUUGUUUUCAUUGUGGUGGGCAUCCAUGUCAUUGUGCCCAGUAUCACCAUCUUUGUCUCUUAUGGUUUCAUCCUCUCCAGCAUCCUCCACAUCAGCUCCACAGAGGGCAGGUCCAAAGCCUUUGGCACCUGCGGUUCCCACAUAAUUGCUGUUUGUCUGUUCUUUGGAUCAAGUGCAUUUACAUAUCUCAAACCAACUUCUUCUAUGUCUACGGAUGAGGGAAAAAUCUCUUCUGUCUUUUACACCAAUACGGUUCCCUUGAUGAACCCCCUAAUUUAUAGCUUGAGGAAUAAAGAUGUUAAACUUGCUCUGAGAAAAACCCUGAGUAGGUGA